UCCCACAAGGCCACGCGGAAAGAGGUGCGCGAGCCGUUAAGGACUUCCGGUCGCUGAAGCAGGAGGCGCGCGGGCAACGGAGACCCGCGGCAAAGGUGACAUGACGAAAUUAGCGCAGUGGCUUUGGGGACUGGCACUUAUGAGCGCCACCUGGGCGGCCCUGACCCUCGGAGCCGUGGGCCUGGAGCUGCCCUCGGCAUGCCAGGAGGUCCUGUGGCCACUUCCCGCCUACCUGCUGGUGUCCGCCGGUUGCUAUGCCCUGGGCACUGUGGGCUAUCGCGUGGCCACUUUUCACGACUGCGAGGAUGCCGCCCACGAACUGCAGAGCCAGAUCCAGGAGGCCCGAGCCGACUUAGCCCGUAGGGGGAUGCGCUUCUGACACACUAACCCCAUUCAGGCGGGCACGGCCUACGCUCCCUUCCCCAUUAAAGAGCAAGUUUUUUUUUUUCUCUAACUUUGUUUAGUGGGAGUAUGGAGAGUGGGAGUUAGGGAUUCUGUGUACCGGCUGUUGAGAAAUGAGAGGUAGAUGAGCUGCCUUUGUUUUUGCAUCUUGCUGGUGUUCCUUUUUGUUCGAGGCAAAGACCCUUUCUCAAGGUCUCUCAGGAUGGAUAUGUCAUUUCACUUUCUUAGUCGUUUUAACCCUGUCAGGAAUUACUUCUUUAAGCCUAACUUCCAUUCUUCAUAACAUCCAAGCUCUGUUCUUUUUAUUAUUAUUUAUUAAAGUAUCAUUAAUAUACAA
Manis pentadactyla (Chinese pangolin) is the source of this 739-nucleotide messenger RNA. It is a transcript of the gene DPM3, whose product is annotated as dolichyl-phosphate mannosyltransferase subunit 3, regulatory. Gene Ontology annotation, biological process: GPI anchor biosynthetic process. The transcript has 2 exons. Bases 101 to 379 code for a protein of 92 amino acids. The record is from RefSeq and is a predicted model, not a curated record. Gene Ontology annotation, cellular component: dolichol-phosphate-mannose synthase complex; endoplasmic reticulum membrane. NCBI's taxonomy places the organism in Eukaryota, Metazoa, Chordata, Mammalia, Pholidota, Manidae.